Letharia columbiana is the source of this 1095-nucleotide messenger RNA. RefSeq lists its product as uncharacterized. The coding region runs from base 1 to 1095 and encodes 364 amino acids. NCBI's taxonomy places the organism in Eukaryota, Fungi, Ascomycota, Lecanoromycetes, Lecanorales, Parmeliaceae. The transcript has 7 exons. The record is from RefSeq and is a predicted model, not a curated record.
AUGUCGUCCACCACAGGCCCUCCGUCUCCCCUAGGUACGGCAGCACAUCUCCCACCAGGCGGACUGAUCGCAAUCGCCUGGUCCAGCGUCGUCCUCGCAGGCGCUUUCGUCGUCGCUCGUACUUUGAUCCGUAUAGUCAAGGCCGAGCGCCUUGGGCGUGAUGACUAUUGGAUCUAUCUAGCUUAUCUCAUCCUUUGCAUCAAUGCUCUUCUUCAAACGGUUCAGACCCCUUAUAUCUACCACCUUGUACGGGUGAGAGCAGGAUUGGAGCCCACUGGCGAAGGAUUUUUGAAGGAUGGUAACUCAUACCUGCGCUAUGAGUUCACGAUCAUUGGCCUCUUCUGGUCAAUACUCUGGAGUGUGAAGGCGAGCUUCUUAGCUUUCUAUUGGAAAAUGUUUGAUGGGCUACCGAGGUACAGGAAGUGGUGGAUGAUGGUCGCGGGUUUUGCCUUCGCCUCGUACGUUGGGUGCUGGAUUGCGAGCGCAAUGACAUGUCACCCGGCCUCUCUCUACUUCACAUUCGGUCAAUGCUACAAGCCAAUUGAUGUCGAAGGCUCCACCAUCUCCAUAGCCUACAGCACCACGGUAGACGUUCUCACUGAUAUCAUGAUCAUUUCUCUUCCGCUGAACCUUUUGUACACCGUUAGGCUUGCACCGAAGCAGAAAUUAGGUCUCGCAGCCGUCUUUUCUAUCGGUAUCAUCAUCAUCUUGGUGGCUAUCGCCCGCGCGGUACAGAUCUCAAGAAAGGCUUUCGCGGACGGCGUCCUUUUGGCCCUUUGGGGAAUCAUUGAGUCCACAGUUUCUGUGAUAGUAGGAUGCCUUCCCCCAUUCAAGUCGCUCUUCAAGGGCCGUGGAUCCUCCCAGCGCUACAACUCCCCAGUCAACGGCAAGAACUUGUCACGAGACUUACGUCAUACUGCCAUACGACUUGGCAGUGCUGAUACUGGUAACGGUGCUAAGGCAGCACCGCAAGUCAUGUCAAAGCCGAUUGAUGGGGAACCCGAUGGUGGCUACGGUGAUGGAAUUUACGUACCACACGGAGCUAUUGGUGUGAGGAGUGAUUAUGAAGUGAGGGGCUAUGAGAAUCAGCCAUGA